Molecule: messenger RNA, 1905 nt
Organism: Vigna radiata var. radiata (mung bean)
Lineage: Eukaryota; Viridiplantae; Streptophyta; Magnoliopsida; Fabales; Fabaceae
Product: afadin- and alpha-actinin-binding protein
Exons: 16
Coding region: 456-1592 (378 amino acids)
Source: RefSeq, a predicted model, not a curated record
AAAACAAAACCCUGCACGUCUAAUUCAAGAGAUGUUUUGCUUUCACUUCAUUUCUUCCCAAACCCAAAAUCCAGAGUCAAAACGAUUCUCUAGUUAGGCGCCACAAUUCAGAACUAAAAAUAAAGUUCGCGAUAGCCACCUUGCAUCUUUCUAACCAAUCAAGAACCGCCACGUCACUAGUCUCUCAAAGAAAAAGUGCAGGUGAAGCCAGCUGUGGAGGUGUAAUUGGAGGGUAUAGAAACAAAUAUCCAUAUCCGAGUGCAGAGUAUAAUUCGGAGACAUAGUCAUAAUUCAGAAUUCAGCGUCCCCAACCAUAGCAACCGCUUUAUUGAUUGAUUCCACUUCAAAUUUGGGCACCGCUUAAAAUCUAAGAAUUUAGAUCUAAAACUGACACUACUCUCACUCGAGUCGCACGCAGAGCCCAGAAACACAAUCUCUUUCUCACUCUAACAACAAUGCCUCCCACUGAAGGAGACUUCGAUCUUAGGCAACCUUCUCAAUCUGCCUUCGCAGCCGGAGAGUACACGUUCGCCGAUGUGGAGAAUUUGGAGCAUUGUGCUAAGUAUCUCAACCAAUCGCUCGUCACUUUCGGAUUCCCUGCUUCGCUCGAUCUCUUCGCAAAUGACCCCGUUUCCAUUGCGAGGACGUGCAAUUGCAUUUACUUUCUGCUCCAACAGAGACAGCGCGAUGUCGAAUUUAGAGAGUCUGCUAAUGAUCAAAGACAACGACUGUUGUCUGACAUCUCGAGGUUAGAAGCCAAAGUGGAGAGGCUCGAAGGUCAACUACAAGUCAAAGACAGGGAGAUAGCGACUAUUACUAGAACAGAAGCUAAAAACACGGCAGCUUUGAAGGCUCAAAUUGAGAAGCUGCAGCAGGAGAGGGAUGAGUUUCAGCGAAUGGUUAUUGGCAAUCAGCAAGUAAAGACCCAACAGCUGCAUGAGAUGAAGAAGAAGGAAAAGGAAUACAUAAAAUUGCAGGAGAGACUAAACCAAGUUUUAAUGGAGAAAAAGAAAGAGUCUAGGUCGGGCAUGGAGAUAAUGAAUUUGCUUCAGAAGGAAGGGAGGCAACGAGGAACAUGGAAUGGGAAGAAGGCUGACAAUGAUUUUUACAAGAAGAUUGUGGAUGCUUACGAGGCAAAAAAUCAAGAACUGAUGGCAGAGAAUACUGAUUUAAGAGCAUUGUUGAGAUCAAUGCAGGUGGAUAUGCGUGAUUUCUUAAAUGCACCUAACGGACUACCUAAGCAAUCUCUCACAGGCAAUGAAAGAGUUGAAAGUGAUCCUUCACAAUCUCCAUUGGUUGGGAAAAUGGACGUAUUUGACCUACCUUUUCAUAUGGCCAGAGAUCAAAUAGAAGAAAGCCUUCGUAACAAAAUGGCUUCUAUAAAGGAGCGCAUGGUUCAAUUGCAAGAUGCUCAAAAGGGAGCAGAAGUUACUUCGGAGGCUACUGAGAGGGAACUUGAACUCGAAGCUCAGCUUGUUGAAGCAAGAAGCAUCAUACAGGAGCAGGCAUCAAUAAUGUCUAAACAUCUUGCAAAAUCUGAUAGGCCAAGGGAUUCUAUCAUUCCAGCACCGGCUGAGGCAGUAUGUAAUUAACAAAACCGUGGCUACUCAUUUGAUGCAUCGCAUGAUCAACUGAGUUGGUUCUGCAGUAUAACAGGCACGGGCAUCGUUCUUUUAGACUAUUUAACUAAUCUCGCUUGUUCAUCCUGCUCUGCCGUAGUUUAUGUUAACAGGCAGAGUAUGGUUGAACGUCUUUGUAAUUACUAGAAGGAUGUUGUAAUUAGUGUUAUUGUAUCCUUGAAACUGGUAGAAGAAAAAUUAAAUAUUAUUUAUGUCACAACUUCACAAGGACCAUUCAAACUACGUAGCAUUUAAAAUCGACAGCUAGAGUAGAGAUUUUAUGAUA